AUGCUUUGCCCAAACAUUUCGACAACAAAAACACAGGACCUGCUCGCCCUCACGGAAUCCAGCUCGAGCCCUGCCAGGAAAAUGUCUCUUGCCGUUCUAGCGGCAAUCCUCGAGCAUGGGCGGGAGUUGGGGGCACAGUGCGGGGGAACGAUCCUGGACCCAGCUCUGGCGGCGUUGCUGCGUUUGGCCCGAUCUGAUGGUGACGCGACCGUGCGGAGCUCGGCGUUCGACAGCAUUGCAAAAUUUAUCGGCCAGAUGGGAACGACGUUAUAUCGCCAACGCCUACAUGACAACGACGACACAUCCAGUGACCUCGACGACGGUACACCGAGCGGCGAUGUGCUUGCCCACCAGCAGUCUCGAAGUACAGCAGAAGCGUUGACCGACGACGAUAGCACUGGUGGUGGGGGUGGCGGUGGCCGCGGCGUGACACACGGCGCACGAGCGACGGAAACGAUGGACAUGGAGAUUGCACCAUCGGAACGCGGCGCGGCCGAUCAUGCCGGGGACGCAGACGCUUGUCCUCUGUCAGAGAAAAUUCCGUCGGCUACGGCAAGAACGCCGAUGGCGCGAACGCAAAUGGGCGCGAUGCAUGGUGCGACCAGCGGAAGGCAGAGUCGGCAAGGGCGCACGCCGGUGAUCUCCCCACAGCACACGAGCGACCGUGCACAUCGUGCGACGAGAGGAGCCGGUGCCCCCAGCGAGGGAAAUCGUGGGCAAAGAAGGGAGGCGAAGGUUUCAGCGGGUCCGUGGACGAUGGGGGGGGCACUCCAGUCGUCACUGUCGGCUGCAGCUGAGGCCCUGCUGACUGAUGGGUCCAAAGCUGUUCGGGCGAAAGCCUUGGCCUGUUCGCUUCUUAUCCUAGAGGUUCACGGGGACACAAUCCAGCCACGCGGGGCUUGUUGCGAAAACACCGCAGGGGAUGAGGCGGGCUCGGCAGCAGGGCCGGGUGUGUCGAGCAGGGUGGAAAGGACGCUCUCGACGGCAAGUAGUCGCUGUGGUGGAAUUUUGAUAUUAAUGGCGUUUCUUCGCAGCCAAAGACGUUUACCCCGCAGCUCCGUUGACUUCGCUUCGCGCCCCUGCAUGUCCGGGAUCGCGAUCUUGUGCCCAUCUCUACGCAAGCGUGAUCUUCGCCAACGAUGUUUCCCCUACACCCGUGGCAGCUUCACGUGGGUUCACCUCUCGAAGAGUCUCGUUGUGCAGGAGCCCUUCCUACCUCUAUCCACACUAUGUCGUGUGCAGGUGGCCAAAGGCGCAUUGCUGGCUCUCGAAGCCCUGGCAGGCGAUAACCACGGCGGAUCUACUACACAAGCGUCGCUCAACUCCACUGGGGGAGGCGGGAGGCACCGCAAAGCCGCCGAUACCGCCCGAGCCCUCUUGAUCCUGCCCUGCGUAGAGCCCAGCCCGGUGGAACUUGUCAUGUGCUACGCUCGUUGCAGGGUCGCUUCUGGAGUGGGAGAGGGGGAAGCAGUGGGGGCAACCGAGGCGAAGAGAGCCCUCAGAGAAAUAGCUCAAGCGACCUUCUCCGCCGAUAUCCGGAAGCUUUUGAAAGCCGUGUCAGUCAUCAUGGCGGCGGACGAGCGACGACAAGGCUUAGAGGAUGGCAGCGCGAACAUAAACUUCGCAGAUACAACAGAGGGCGCAAGUUUCUCUCUCUCCGAGGUUCUUGGCGAGGUGCUCGCCGGAGUAGACAGCGGAGCCAUCGCGUCAUUGCUAUGCGACGCGCUGGAAGCGUAUGCCGCCGAGGACGAGAUUGCACCACGGGAUCGCGAUGGCGAGACACGCAAGUAUUCUAAUUACAACAGUGACGAGGAGGAGCAGCUUCGAACUCUGGCGGGAAGCCAGGGGCUGUUCUGGCGCAGGCUUGAGCAGCGGAUGGAGGACAUUGAGCGCGAUGAACGACGAGAAGAAAGUGGAUGGCAGGGAGCACAAGGGGACCGCGGGCAACUUCGCCGUCGGGGUUUGGGGUUGUCGAUCGAACAAUACCACGGUGGCGGCGGUGACGGUGGGAGGAACGGCGGAGGUGGUCAUGGCCAUCGAUCGGCGGCACCAGAUGCUGUUUCCGAGCUGUCCGAGCUGUUGCGCAUCUUCCAGCUUUUGGCCACCUAUUCCUUGCUCUCGGCCAAAAAUAGCGCCGCUCUUGAGGCCCUUGUUUUCCCCGCUGCUCUUUCUAGACGAAGGCUAAUUGUGUCGAGGUCGAUCGAUAUUCACAACUCAUUUGCGUUCUUGGUGCUGGUCUGGGGGAGCAGGGCCUGCGACUACGUGAGGCUUAUCGGCGUUCUGGCCAGAGAAAAUGCGUCCUUCAUUGCGGCCCACGUUCGAGAGCAGUACAGGUGCGAAAAGGAAAGACGUGAGGGUAACCUACAUCUGCCCGUAUGA
Molecule: messenger RNA, 2379 nt
Organism: Ectocarpus sp. CCAP 1310/34
Lineage: Eukaryota; Phaeophyceae; Ectocarpales; Ectocarpaceae
Source: the annotation of a GenBank genome assembly